Scheffersomyces stipitis CBS 6054 is the source of this 2511-nucleotide messenger RNA. RefSeq lists its product as uncharacterized. Gene Ontology annotation, cellular component: cytosol. Bases 1 to 2511 code for a protein of 836 amino acids. The transcript has a single exon. Gene Ontology annotation, molecular function: Hsp90 protein binding; telomeric repeat DNA binding. Gene Ontology annotation, biological process: telomere maintenance via telomerase; protein stabilization. Lineage: Eukaryota; Fungi; Ascomycota; Pichiomycetes; Serinales; Debaryomycetaceae. The record is from RefSeq and is a predicted model, not a curated record.
AUGUCAGAUUGGGAUGGCAAGAUCCGGCUUCUAAGAUCAGAGCCUCUGUUGGCACAGAUUGACUCGAUAAUUGCAGACUAUCUCCUGCUGGAAAAACCUCCAGCUCUACUAUUUGUAACUACCUUGCUAAAUUAUACAAUUCCUCAGACCCUUGAAUCAUUGCCCGCUCCAACACAAAAUGAGAUAGUGAAAGUGUUUCAGUCUCUUGUGGGACUCAGUAAUCUUGUUCAUAGUAUCUCCCUACUUCGAGACCCGCAGGAUCCAGAACAGAAGAAGAUGCUUGAACUCCACAUGAAGUUGCUUUCCAUGGUUUUCAAUCUAGAAUUGAUUCCUACAUUGCUACAGAAGAACAAGACUACUUUUCUCGAAGCAAAGGAGAUCGAUAAAUUGGUAUUUAAAGGAAUCUUGUUUGGGAUCAUAAAUGAAAUCUACGUGAAAUCAGGUAUUCUGGUGCAAAAUAAAGCCUUCGAAUCUACCCAAGCCUAUACAUCGUUCUUGAAUGUUUCGUUGCUCAAAUUGUUCAAAAGUGGUAUAGAUCAUAAUUACACAAUCAUGUUUACAAGUUCCUUGUUCAAGCUAGACGAUUCUAGUGUAUUUGGCUACUUUGAUUUACUUUUCACACCAGAGAAUUGGUCCUAUUUUGUAGAAUCCUACAACGUCAUGAAAAAAUUUCAGAAAAGGGAGAUUGUCGUCAAGUUGUACACACUAUAUAUUAACAAAAGAGUUUUUCUAAAACCUCAGACUAAUGAGAUUCUUGUUUCAUUCGGAAACAUCUUGUUCUUUACAUCAGAAUGUUUUGAUGAUAAUAUGGUGGAAAGAAUACUUUUGUGCAUGAAUAGAAACUUGAACGUCUUGAUUUCUCUCAUUCUCUCAAAGCUUCCGAACGAGAGGUUUAAUGGCCUUAUAAUGAAAGUGUUGGAGAAAUGGGCAGAUGACUUGACAAUCAAAUCAGAAUCAAUCGUUCUUCAGGAGAAUCGCACCCAUUUUAUCAUGUAUUUGCUUUAUCAGAAAAAGGGAACGCCAUUCUUGGAAGGUCUCUUGAGUGACAAAGUCUUCUUAGAUGCGAUUUCAAACAGACUUCAUUCGUACUCGAGCAACGUCAAAUCGCUAGGUGUUGUUUUAGCUGAUAAAGUCUGUGAAUUCAACGGCAAGGACCCCAUUUUCAGUAUAGAUGAAGCUCUGGUAUACCUAAAUCUAGCAAAAAGCGACGAUUUCAUCGACCUUAAAGUCCCACCGCUUGAAGAUCCAUGGAAUGUAAUCAAUCAACCAGAAAUUGAACUUCCCGUUGAAGAGCUUUCGUCUUUGAAAGUAUCGUCUAUCCAACCAGGAGCAAAAGAAUCAGACGACGACUCAGAUGAUGAUUCAGAUAGCGACGAUCCAACUAUUACAUCUCGAGGCAAUGUAAGAGAUCCAUUGUAUAUAAAAGACCUCUUGGAAUAUCUUACUAUCGACGAGAAGAACCCCCUAGCUUACGAUAUGAGAAAAAAAGCACUUACAGUGGGUCCUACUUUGUUACGUCAGAAGUUUGCGUUCGGAAAUGAAAUCCAGUUUUAUUCAGAAGAUCUCAUGACCAAUAUUGUUGGUUUGAGUAACACUUUUGAUGACAAGACCUUUGAAUCUUCCAGGUUACAAUGCAUGAUAGCAGUGCUAGUCACAAACCCUCAAGUGACAAUACAUACAUUUAGGCUCUUGCUUACGGGAGACUAUUCCCUUCAACAGAGGUUAAGUAUCCUUUCAGCAACCACUUUGGCAGCGCGAGAGCUUAGAGGGUUCAAGGAUGAGGAUGUUGUGUCGUCAUUUAGGGAAACUUCCUUUCCCUCUAAGCAGCUUCCUAGUGGCCUACACGAGAAGUAUGUUGCCAUUGAUAAUAACUCUGGGUUUUUACGUGCCAUAGAGGCUUCGAUUCAGGAUGAAUUGAUGGAUGAAGCCUCUGAUGAGUCCAAAAACAAGAUAGCUGGAGGGAAGAUUCUUCGUAUAUCAGAAUCGUAUAAAAGAAAGAAGAACAGCGACAAACAUGUGGACAAGCCCAAAAUAAACAACUUCUACAGAAUAAUAGGACAAAAAUUUUACUUUCCCUUAGUAGGGGUAUGGUAUGAAGCUGGAGAAAUUGACAUUGGGCAUUAUUCUACGAUUUUUGUAGGACACUAUAUUCGAACCUUGGCAUUACUCUUACAUUGUGCAUAUCCCUCUGCAGUUAACUUGAGGGACAUGGUUAAGGAAUACUUUCAGUUGGUGGUUCCAGUGUUGAGGAAGGUCAAGGUAGAAGAACUUCAGAUAGUUGAAAGUGCUGUUACAGGAUUCCUUGUCAUUUUUGACAUUAUGGACGAGCAGUAUUUGAUCACGACGCAUCACCACGAUAUUCAGCAAGUCCAGAUGUGGUUAGGUGCCAACUGGGAACAUUUAAUUGAUAACAAAGUCAAGAGUCUUUGCGCUGGACUUUUCUUGCGGAUUCUGACAGUGUCUGAAGCUUACGAGAGAUCGCUCAUGGAUCUAACUAAUGGUUUAUAUUAA